UCUUCUCUCUGCUAUAAAAGCUGGAUCUGUCCGGGAUGGUCUUCAGAGCGGAAAAAAAGCAUUUGAAGAAAAAGUUUGAACAAUGGAGUUUUGCACAUUAGCGCUGCUCGCACUGUUUUCCUCUUUGUACAGCGCCUUGGCCCUGGCACCUAAAGGCGUGUGCCUUCUUCAAGUGGACGAGGGACCUUGCAGAGGAGAUAUUGAGCGCUAUUACUACAACACUAUCACCCAGAAGUGCGAGAUUUUCUACUAUGGAGGCUGCCAGGGGAAUGCCAAUAACUUCAAGAGCUUUCAGGAGUGCCAGAAAACCUGUUUCAGAAUCCCAAAGAUCCCCCAAAUCUGCAGGUUUCCUAAAGAGGAGGGACCGUGCCGUGCCCUCUUCCACAUGUACUUCUUCAACAUGACCACCAUGCAGUGUGAGCCCUUCUCUUAUGGAGGCUGCAUGGGCAAUUCUAACCGAUUCCAAGACCUCACAUCCUGCAUGGAGUACUGCAGUCCACGGAAAACUAUUCCCGUGCUCUGUCUGGACCAACUGGACAAAGGGAAGUGUUCAGCCUCCAUUCCUCGUUAUUACUACAACACAGCCACCAAAAUGUGUGAGGAGUUCAUCUACUCGGGCUGCGGAGGGACCAGCAACAACUUCGUCUCCCGGCAGAACUGCAUGGACGUGUGUGUAAAAGCUGCCAAAAAACACCCAAUCCAAAGCAAAGGUCGUCGCAGGAGGAGGAGAAGAAAUAAUCUCAUCACAUUCUUGCAGGCGUAGACAGCUGACACAGGGUCUCAGGGAUCUCACUUCGACAAAGCCUUCUUGGAAGCUAUCAUUCAAUAAACUGACACGCUGUUUUUUUGCCAAAGCGUUAAGCAGAUUUUUGUCUUGGUUGUUGUCACAGAAAGAGUUACUGGCACAUACAAAAAGUUACACUGUAUUCAUACGUAAUGCUCUAUGAGCAGUUCAAAAUGUGAGUUACCUUUAUGUUUUUUUGACAAAGUUUUUACUACUGCACUAAUGUUCCUGUGAUUGUGUGUUUUUUAUAUAAUGUGUGUGUUUUGUAUAAGAAAAAUGUUAUGAAAGUGAAACUUUUUUAAUUGCUCUGCUGAACAUAAGAACAUUUGUAUAAAAACUGAAGAAUAAAAUAUAUCUAUUACACUU
Messenger RNA from Labrus bergylta (ballan wrasse), 1150 nucleotides. RefSeq names its product tissue factor pathway inhibitor 2 (gene tfpi2). The record is from RefSeq and is a predicted model, not a curated record. Lineage: Eukaryota; Metazoa; Chordata; Actinopteri; Labriformes; Labridae. Gene Ontology annotation, molecular function: serine-type endopeptidase inhibitor activity. Gene Ontology annotation, biological process: negative regulation of peptidase activity. Gene Ontology annotation, cellular component: extracellular region.